CUGCGCAUUGUGGUAGCGAAGUGAGGACGCUCAUGCGCGCACAAGAUUUUUGUCCUGGGUUCGCGCGCUGCCCGCCAGCCGUCUUUACUGAGGCACUCCGUUGUCUCUGUGACUGUUGCGGCUCAGAGUGCUAGUGAGUGACGCGGCGGAGGUGUAGUUUGACGCGGUGUGUUACGUGGGGGAGAGAAUAAAAAUCCAGCGAGAUCCUGGCCGCGAACGAAAGCAGUGACGGAGGAGACUGGAACCGCAGAACAUGGAAUCUGGUACGGAAGCCCAGCAGAGUGGAGAUGCUGUAGUUACUGAGGCAGAAUCUCAGCAGAUGUCAAUACAGGCACAACCACAGAUUGCAACGUUAGCACAGGUUACUGUGCCAGCUGCUCAUCAUACUUCUACAGCCCCCACAGUGACAUUAGUUCAGCUUCCCAACGGUCAGACUGUUCAAGUUCAUGGUGUUAUUCAGGCUGCCCAGCCAUCAGUCAUUCAGUCACCACAAGUGCAGACCGUUCAAGUAAGUCAGACAAAGAUUUCGACAAUCGCAGAAAGUGAAGACUCGCAGGAGUCUGUAGACAGUGUGACUGACUCUCAGAAACGUAGAGAAAUUCUGUCUAGACGUCCUUCUUACAGAAAAAUCCUAAAUGAUUUGUCAUCUGAUGCACCUGGAGUGCCAAGAAUUGAUGAGGAAAAAUCUGAGGAGGAAACAACAACACCCGCUAUUACUACUGUGACAGUUCCAACUCCAAUUUACCAGACAAGCAGUGGCCAAUACAUUGCUAUCACACAAGGAGGAGCAAUACAGUUAGCAAACAAUGGUACAGAUGGUGUUCAGGGUCUGCAGACGCUCACUAUGACAAAUGCAGCCACUGCUCAGCCAGGAACUACAAUCCUACAGUAUGCACAGACCACAGAUGGACAGCAGAUACUUGUUCCUAGCAACCAGGUGGUGGUUCAAGCUGCCUCUGGUGAUGUACAGACUUAUCAGAUUCGCACAGCACCCACCAGCACUAUCGCCUCUGGUGUUGUUAUGGCAUCUUCACCAGCACUCCCUCCUCAACCCGCUGAAGAGGCAGCCCGAAAGAGAGAAGUACGGUUGAUGAAAAACAGAGAAGCUGCCCGUGAGUGCCGCAGAAAGAAGAAAGAAUAUGUGAAGUGUCUAGAAAACAGAGUAGCUGUACUGGAAAAUCAGAAUAAGACACUAAUUGAGGAACUGAAAGCACUCAAGGACCUUUAUUGUCACAAGUCUGACUAGGGUGACAUUUUAACACACCAUGUGAAACUGAGAUGGGUCUAGCUAGGACACACUGAACUCAGAAGACUUAAAAUUUUUGUAAAAUUGGCUUUUUUAUUUUCUAUGUGCAAGACUGCCUGAAAAAAAUUGCAGAUAUCAUCUGUGCUUCAUAAAACUGAAUAUUUCAGUCGAUUUCUGAGGUCACGUCUGCUCAUUUUGAGUUGCAGUGCUGCAAAGAAAGUGGAUGGAUUCUGUGCAGUACUUUGUCUAAUCAAGGAAAGAGUGGAUUUUUUGUAUUCUGUGAUUCAAGAGCCUCACUCCACCUACACUGGAUGUAGAAACAAAAAUCCUCAUCUUGCUUAGACCUUGAAACUGUGGAUGCAUUGUAGUGUCAAAUAUGUAAUUUAAUUACAGUUUGGGAGGCUUGCUAGAUUUAAGAUCACUGCUAAAGCACUCUGCAUUAUUUUUGCCUUUUACAUUCACUUGCCCAUUCAGUACCUACGCCACGCCAUAGAAGGAACAGAUGUUGAAAUGGAAAAGUCUGGAUAUAGUAACAUCAGUAAAAUGGGCAAGAUCUUUGAAAAAUGGUCAGCAGAGUCCUUUGGAAAGUUACGUGACUUGCUGUGUCAUUCUUAUUGCCAUCUCCAUUGUGGUGAUUACUGCAGAAUUCACAGACCUGGACUCUGAAUGGAGUGUUGCACAGUUGAAUGCUUAGAGGCGCGCCCUGUGGGAGAGCUAUCAUGAACUUCAGAUUAAACAUUUGGUCAGUUGGAAAUAUUUAUUCCUGUGAUACCAUCCUGAUGACAGGAUGUUUUGUGUUGAAUUAGUUUGUCAAAAGGAAAUCUGGAUGCUACAGGUUUUCAUCCCUGACAGACUGUAGAUUUUCUACAAAAAUGGAAUGUCAUUUUAAGUGACAGAGGUGCUGCCAUCUUUUUUUCUUUUUAUACAGUCUCUUGCUACAGCAGUAUCUUAGUAAUGAGAUGUGUCAUUUUAUAAAUGGAUGGUAGGGUGUUAUGGGCCCCCUCCCAACUCCUCAAAUCUCACCUGCUGUUAGACUUUUUCAAAUGUCAGAAUUCUCAGUGGUGUGAUUUAUAAACCACAGUGCAUAAAUGCACAGCAGCUGAACAGAUUUUUGAGGUACUUUUAACUAUGAAAUUCUAUUGUUAGAAAAUGUUGAUCUGUAGGAUCUCCUAUUUUUGUGCAGAUGACCUGCAGUAAAUCAAAGAACAGUGUCUCUUACCUUCUUUUUAAGUCUCGUGUUUAUUUUGCAGUUUAUUCCUUCAUUUUACAUUUAGCCAGAAAGGUGUAAACCUGUAUUCUAGUUAAUUUGUAUAGAAUUCAGACAUUUGUCAUGGCGUGAUUAGUACCAUCACAUUUACUUUUAAACACUUGCUUAAGUAUGGGUAUUUUGUACCUCUUGCAUUACUAAAUGUAGUGUUUCAGGAGGUGAGGGGGACUGCUCUUGUCAAGUGGAGCCUGUUAUUGGUAUAUAAACUCUGCACCAGCAGAUGUGCUCAGAAAAUCAUUUUGCAUAUAAACCAUAGAAUUAAAGCAUUCAUUUUGCAAAUUAACUGUAGAUGAAUUUUUUAAAGCUAAAAUAUCCAGCUCACUGUUGAAUAGUUUUUGCCCUUUGUUUUAAAAGGAAUUUUUAAGUGUAUAUUCUCAUCCAGAGGAUUGUUUUGUCCUUUUCCAUAAAGCCUCAUCAGUAGUGUUUUUCUGUUUAAAACUGUAAAAGUCUAAAAAAAACAACUAAAGAAAGGUGAUGGAACAACCUCACAAAACACUGCAGCAGUAUUAUAAUAUGUUAACAGUGAUAGAGUUCAUUUAUGUACAAGAUAUUAUGCAAAGUAAAUCAGCUUACAAAGAA
Protopterus annectens (West African lungfish) is the source of this 3092-nucleotide messenger RNA. It is a transcript of the gene CREB1, whose product is annotated as cAMP responsive element binding protein 1. Bases 254 to 1246 code for a protein of 330 amino acids. Lineage: Eukaryota; Metazoa; Chordata; Ceratodontiformes; Protopteridae. The record is from RefSeq and is a predicted model, not a curated record. The transcript has 8 exons. Gene Ontology annotation, biological process: regulation of transcription by RNA polymerase II. Gene Ontology annotation, cellular component: ATF4-CREB1 transcription factor complex; nucleus. Gene Ontology annotation, molecular function: protein binding; DNA-binding transcription factor activity, RNA polymerase II-specific; cAMP response element binding.